Molecule: messenger RNA, 1779 nt
Organism: Coffea eugenioides
Lineage: Eukaryota; Viridiplantae; Streptophyta; Magnoliopsida; Gentianales; Rubiaceae
Product: amino acid permease 6
Exons: 7
Coding region: 144-1592 (482 amino acids)
Cellular component (GO): plasma membrane
Source: RefSeq, a predicted model, not a curated record
GACCACUUCUGCACUUUCACUCAUUGGCCCCUCUCCUGUCUCCUCCCGCGAAUGUUCCCAAUAUAACCUCUCGACCUCCCACUUCUCAACAUAACACAUACCCACCAUACACCACAAGUAAAAACACGUACACACACACUAAAAUGAAGGAAGAGUUCCAGAAUAAUGGCAUGUACCUCGAACAAAAUCCAGAAGCUCCAGAGAAUGGCGAUCUUAAGAAUUUUGAUGAUGACGGUCGUCCAAAACGAACAGGGACGGUGAUAACUGCAAGUGCACACAUCAUAACUGCUGUGAUUGGUUCUGGAGUGCUAUCUCUAGCAUGGGCUAUAGCUCAGUUGGGAUGGGUGGCUGGUCCUGCUGUUCUCAUGGCAUUUUCUUGCAUCACCUUCUUCACUUCAACUAUGCUUGCGGAUUCUUACCGGUCUCCUGGUCCUAUAAUCGGCAGAAGAAACUACACUUACAUGGAUGUUGUCAGGUCUCACUUGGGAGGCUACAAGGUUCAGCUUUGUGGAAUUGCUCAGUAUGGCAAUCUCAUAGGAGUUACGGUUGGCUACACAAUUACAGCAUCCAUUAGUAUGGUGGCGGUCAAAAGGUCAAAUUGUUUCCACAGGAACGGCCACCAUGUGAAAUGCCAUAUAUCAAACAACCCUUUCAUGAUCAUCUUUGCCGCAAUCCAGAUUUUCCUCAGCCAAAUACCAAACUUUCACAAACUCUCUUGGCUCUCUAUUUUGGCUGCCGUGAUGUCUUUUGCUUAUUCUUCAAUUGGCCUUGGACUCUCCAUAGCUAAAGUUGCAGGGGACGGGGUCGCAAAGACAACCUUGACGGGGGUAACAGUUGGGGUGGACGUGUCAGGUACAGAGAAAGUUUGGAGAAGUUUCCAAGCCAUUGGAGAUAUAGCCUUUGCUUAUGCUUAUUCAACUGUCCUUAUUGAAAUUCAGGACACGCUGAAAUCACACCCACCAGAAAGCAAGGUCAUGAAAAGGGCCUCUGGAGUUGGAGUUUCAACGACUACCCUAUUCUAUGUCCUGUGUGGUUGUAUUGGCUAUGCAGCAUUUGGAAACAAUGCUCCAGGAAAUUUCCUCACCGGAUUCGGCUUCUACGAACCCUUUUGGCUAAUUGACUUUGCAAAUGUUUGCAUUGCCAUUCACCUAAUUGGCGCUUACCAGGUUUUUGCACAGCCAAUAUUUGGCUUUGUUGAGAAUCGUUGCAGUAGCAAAUGGCCAGAAAACAAAUUCAUAAACACUGAACAUGCAGUUAAUGUGCCACUGUAUGGUACUUACUACAUUAACUUGUUCAGAUUGGUGUGGAGGACAGUAUACGUUAUACUAACAGCUGUAUUAGCUAUGAUAUUCCCAUUCUUCAAUGACUUCUUGGGCUUGAUAGGAGCAGGCUCUUUCUAUCCUUUGACUGUGUAUUUCCCCAUAGAAAUGCACAUCGCACAGGCAAAGAUACCAAAGUAUUCUGUCAGAUGGAUAUGGCUUAAAGUACUCAGUUGGGCUUGCCUGGUUGUAUCACUUGUUGCUGCUGCAGGAUCCAUACAAGGGCUUUCCCAGGAUGUCAAGACAUACAAGCCUUUUAAAACACAGCAAUAAUUUCUGCAACAUAGUCAAUUUGUGAAAUGUGUUUGAUGUAGCAUUUCAUAAUAAGAAUUUUGCAAAAUAUGCAUCCAUGUCAUUUCACUAUCUUUACCAUAAGCAGGUUUUGCUUUAGAGGGUAGAAUGGAGAACGCACUUUCAACUUGACAUGUACCAAAGAGAUCAUACUUAUCCUUAAGGUGCU